UGUGCGCGAGCCGAAAAAUUUUUCUUACAACGCAGUUCAACAUUAACUCACACUCCUCACUCAUUAUAUGUGAUUUCAUCGCAAUGUCGAGCGCAUUGAUUCCUGCUACGACGCCACCAAUCCUGCUACGACACCACCAAUCCUGCAAGACAACAUUGCAUUCACCGCCAAAAUCUAUUCAAGUAUUAUUAAAUUUUACGGUGUAUUCUAGAAGUAUUGCUUAUGAUUUAGACAGUGCGAAAAACUUAGCACUGUUCCCAGCAGUGUUGGAACGAUCUAAAUUCAGUGCAUUGGAAGAAAUACCACCGUCCAGACAAGUCCUCCAAGGGAACGCCGCCUUCGCCAACAAAAUCUACCAAAUCUUAGCCCAAAAACCCGGAAAUGUUUUCUUCUCGCCAAUCAGUCUUCACGUAGUCCUCGCCAUGGCAUACCAAGGCGCCAGAAACGAAACCGCAGAACUACUAGCAAAAGUACUCCAAAUUCCAGAUGCACAGUCAACUGCAGAAGGUUACAAGAAGAUAAUCAAUCGCUUGCGCAAUAUUCAAAAGGUGAUUUUGUGCAUGGCUUUCAAAAUAUACGUCCACAAAGGAAGGCAAUUUGUAAGCGAGUUUGAAAAUAUCGUCAAAGAAUAUUUUAAUUCCGAAAUACAAGCUUUAGAUUUUGAUAAAAAAGCUCGAACCGUGAAAACGAUAAACAACUGGGUCGCCCAGAAAACCCGACAGAAAAUCAAAGAGAUCGUCAACGUAGGAAGCAUCCAAGUUACCACGUCGCUUUUUUUGGUCAACGCGCUUUACUUCAAAGCAGACUGGACGUCGAAAUUCAGCGAGAACAAAACCAGAGAUGAAGAUUUUUAUCUCGAGGAUGGGUCUAUAGUGAAGGUACAAAUGAUGAAAGACAUGAACGAAGACAUGCUUUAUAAGUUUGAUGAAGAUUUAGGCGCUCAAAUUCUUUGUUUGCCUUAUAGUAGUGGAAGAGUGCGGAUGGUCAUAGUUCUUCCGAAGGAGAGAGGCGGAAUUAGAAACUUGGAAACUAAGCUGGCUGCAACAAACCUUACACAGAUUACCUCAGAUAUGCAGGAGGUGAAAGUUGAUCUCAGUUUGCCAAAAUUCAAAUUUGAGACCACCAUUCAGUUCGAUGAGCUUGUUAGAAUGAUGGGUCUCGGACUGAUUUUUGAUCGAGAUGGGGCUGACUUUAAGGAAAUACUUCAACUGAGAUGCGACGAGAAUUUAUACGUUGGUAAAAUUUUGCAGAAGGCUUUCAUCGACGUCAACGAAAAGGGAUCAGAAGCAGCCGCUGCUACGGUCGUUGAUAUGGCAGUAGCAGUAUGUUUUCGUGAAAUGAAGAAAAUUAUAGUCACUUUUACUGUAGACCAUGCAGCUAUUUUCAUGCUGACUGAAGGCCAAAGUGAAGAUACAACCAUAUUAUUUUGUGGAAGACUUUCCCAUCCGAAAUAUCAAUGAGAAAAAAAUAAAACAGUUUUUCUUUAUC
Zophobas morio is the source of this 1488-nucleotide messenger RNA. RefSeq names its product antichymotrypsin-2-like. The record is from RefSeq and is a predicted model, not a curated record. Bases 84 to 1460 code for a protein of 458 amino acids. NCBI's taxonomy places the organism in Eukaryota, Metazoa, Arthropoda, Insecta, Coleoptera, Tenebrionidae. Gene Ontology annotation, molecular function: serine-type endopeptidase inhibitor activity. The transcript is spliced from 4 exons.